Molecule: messenger RNA, 2241 nt
Organism: Prunus armeniaca (apricot)
Lineage: Eukaryota; Viridiplantae; Streptophyta; Magnoliopsida; Rosales; Rosaceae
Source: the annotation of a GenBank genome assembly
AUGGCAGUGUCCAACUCAGCAGUCAACUCAACUCUCAUCCAAGAUAAGCUGGGGGCACAACAUCUGGUAUUCUACACGUCAAAAGCACUCCUCGAUGAAAGAAACCCCGACGCUUCUCAGCGGCUCAUGAAAUGGGCUAUUGAACUCAGUCAGUACAACCUCUUCUAUCGGUCGAAGACUGCUAUAAAAGCCCAAGUUUUAGCUGAUUUUGUUAUAGAGUUUACUCCAACAGCUGAAGAAGAGAAGCUGGUCAUAAAAAACAAGGAAAAUUCGAAAGUAGACGAUACCUCAUUCGCAGAUCUAGACCUGCCCAAAGACAUGUGGCAAUUAUGCGCCAUCACACUAGGCCUUCCAACUUCAAACAAUGAAGUAGAAUAUGAGCCAUUGCUCGCCGAAUUGCGCCUAGCAAAAGAACUAUUGAUCAAGAAAUUGGCCAUCUACUCAAACUCCCAAUUGAUUACAAAUCAAGCUUCAGGAGAGUACAUGGCAAAACAUCCGAGAAUGGUUAAGUAUCUCGACAAUGUCCAAGAACUUUUGAAGGAAUUCCCCACUUUCACCAUCCAACAAAUUCCUCGGGCAAAGAACACUCAUGUAGAUGCACUGGCAAGCCUAGGAUUAGCGCUGGACACCCAGUUCAAAUGCUCCAUCCUGAUCAAACACCACUACCAGCCAAGCAUUGAAGAAAUAGAGCAAGUGGACUCAAUGCGAAUUGAUGAGGACCCUAGCGGGCAAGGCACCAUCAUUAACUACUUGGCAAAUGGAAAUCUGCCGAUGAAUAGGGUAAGGCAAAGCAUGGUAAGAGUUUGUUGGAAGAAGAAAUCAAAAUUCUUUGAUCUCGAGUAUUGGAAAUACCUUCAUGUGAGGCAUGUCCUAGAUGUUAUGCAUAUUGAGAAGAAUGUUUGCGAUAGUAUCAUUGGUACAUUGUUGGAGAUCCCUGGAAAAAAUAAAGAUGGGAUUGCUGCUCGGUUAGAUUUAUUGAACAUGGGGGUCAAAACUGAUUUGCAACCCGAGUAUGGACAAAGACGUACUCGCUUGCCUCCAGGGCCUUGGAAUUUGUCAAGAGCAGAGAAGAGAGCGGUUUGCAAUUCUUUCUAUGGUAUGAAGGUCCUUGAAGGUUAUUGUUCAAAUAUAAAAAAUCUUGUAUCUUUAAAAGAUUCAAGACUUCUUGGACUUAAAUCUCAUGAUUGUCAUACCUUGAUGCAACAAUUGCUCCCUGUGGCAAUUCGUUCUGUUUUGGAAGAAGCCUGCAAGAACCGUACUCUUCCAGAAUGUUGCAUUGCUGCGCGGUAUAUAGCUGAAGAAGCUGUAGAGUUUUGCACCGAGCAUUUAUCUGAAGUUAAUACAGUUGGAGUGCCUUCAAGCCAGAAGAUGGGAGUUUCGAAGCCAUUAUCAGGUUGCACAGUACGCUUAGUUGAUCGGGACUUGUUAAACCAGGAACAUUUAUAUGUCUUGGAGAAUACGGAGGAAGUCCUACCUUAUAUCGAGGAACAUAUGAUCCACAUCAAGACCACUUAUCCAAAAUUUAGAAAGAGAACAAAAUGGCUGCAAGAUAAGCACAAUAACACUUUCAUUCAAUGGCUCCACCUUAAGGUUCAAAGUGAACUUAAUGGGGAAGAGCAUAAUGGCGUAUCAGAAAAUUUGAGGUGGCUAGCAGCUGGUCCAAGCAUGGCAAUGCCAUCAUAUAGGAGCUAUCUUAUUAAUUGUGUUAAAUUUAACACUAAGGCACAAGAUGAUGUGCGAACUGUUCAACAUAGUGGAGUUUAUUUACUUGCACAUACUAUGCAAGUUGCUAGUGCCAAGGAUAAAAACCCUAUUGUCUCUAAUAUGGGUUUUUAUGGUGUUAUUCAAGAAAUUUGGGACCUUGACUACCAAAAGUUUAGAAUCUCAGUCUUGAGGUGUGAUUGGAUAGAUAACACUUCGGGCCUUGUAGUUGACGAACUUGGAUUUACCCUUGUAGAUCUGAGUAAAAUUGGACAUAGGAAUGACCAAUUUGUUAUGGCUUCUCAAGUCAAACAAGUAUUUUAUGUUGACGACCCAAUGCAUCGUGGUUGGUCGGUAGUGUUAUCAAUGCCUAAUAGAGAAUAUAAUGAUGUUAUUGGUGAUGAUGUGCUAGGUGAUACUAGAAUUGAGUGUGAGCCAUUUCCUAGAGGGAUACCAAAUGUUGACUCAUUUGAUGACCUAGUGGGUGAGUUUGGGAAUGAAAAUAUUAGAGAUGGGUGUGAAGAUAUAUGGAUUGAUUGA